This is a messenger RNA of Colletotrichum spaethianum, 1245 nucleotides long. RefSeq names its product cytochrome P450 monooxygenase azaI. Lineage: Eukaryota; Fungi; Ascomycota; Sordariomycetes; Glomerellales; Glomerellaceae. The coding region runs from base 1 to 1245 and encodes 414 amino acids. The transcript is spliced from 4 exons. The record is from RefSeq and is a predicted model, not a curated record. Gene Ontology annotation, molecular function: heme binding; monooxygenase activity; iron ion binding.
AUGGAUUUCUUAACGAUAAAUACUUUGUACCUGGGCGGCACCCUUCUAUUCGUCGCACUGGCUGCGUACAUUUAUGCCGGUGUCACGAAUCCGCUGUCUAAUAUCCCAGGGCCGUGGUAUACACGAUUUACGACACUUCCGUCGACUUUCAAAGUCAUCAUUGCGCAUCAUCCCGACUGGAUUCACGAGCUGCACGCGAAAUAUGGCCCGGUGGUGCGAUACAGCCCACAUGAGGUCGACAUUUCUGACCCGGCAACAUGCCAACGCAUACAUAGCGUUAAGACCGGCUUCCUCAAGUCUCCCUUCUACUCCCUCUUGAUCACCGACUCCUCGAGUGUCUUUAACGAGAUACGUCCGGAGAUCCAUCGAAAGUACAAGCGCCUACUGUCUAAUCCCAUGUCAGAGACUGGCCUGAAGACAUUUCUACCCCGCAUCGAUGGUAAAGUACGCUUUGCAAUCGACCGCAUCCGCGAUGAGAACAAGGUCCGCGGAGCAGCCGAUAUCGCCAAGUGGUUCAUGUUUCUCUCCUUUGACGUCAUUGGCGACUUGGCUUUCGGCGAGUCUUUCGGAAAUCUGGAAAACGGCGAGAGGAAUCGUUCUGUCGAUGACUUCGUCAGCUUGGGCUUCGUCGGUGGCCUUCGGUCUAUGUUUCCCACAAUCUCUUGGCUCUCACUCUAUCUGCCAAUCCCCGUCUUCAAGGAUGCUACUGCUAUUCAAUAUCGAACUUUUGACUACGCUCAGGGCGCGCUGGAUCGUCAUGCUAAGCGCGUGGAAGAGACCGGCUCCGACCCCCACCCGACUGUAUUCUCAAAACUCUACAACGCUGGAGAGGAAGAAACGUGGACACCGAUCGAGAUCCGUGACAACGCCCAGGUUUUCAUCGUUGGAGGCAGUGAUACCACGGCCAAUUCCAUGAUUUACCUUGUGUGGGCUGUUUGCAGUAUUCCCGAAAUCAAGGCCAAGUUGUUGAAGGAACUUGACACACUUCCAGAUGACUACAGCUAUGACGAGCUGAAGGAGUUGACUUACGUGAAUUGGAUCGUCAACGAGACUUUGCGGCUCUACACAGCUCUACCCUGUGGACUCCCUCGUCUGGUCCCGCCCGGCGGUGCUGAGCUUGCCGGACAGUUCAUCCCCGGCGGCUUCACGGUCACGACGCAAGCCUACAGUCUGCACCGCGACGAGCAUGCUUUCCCAGACCCGUACCGCUUCAAUCCCGAGAGGCCGACACUUGGCGCGAAUUGA